Parascedosporium putredinis is the source of this 303-nucleotide messenger RNA. Lineage: Eukaryota; Fungi; Ascomycota; Sordariomycetes; Microascales; Microascaceae. The record is from the annotation of a GenBank genome assembly.
AUGGCCACCCCCGCCAAGAAGACCGAGUGGCUCGUCGUCGUCCCCGACAAGGAGGGCGCCCACCAAAAGAGGCUCGAGGUCCGCCCCAAGCAUUUCGAGGGCAUUAAGAGCUUUGAGGAGUCUGGCCAAUUCAAGAUGGGUGGCGCUGUUCUUAACGAGGUCCCUAAGGAUGGCAAUCCCCAGAACUUUAGCUUCUACGGUAGCACCAUUAUCGUCGUUGCGGAUACCAAGGAAGAGGUUCUUGAUAUCCUCAAGAAGGACAUCUACACUGAGAGCGGGGUGUGGGACGUUGAAAAGGUAUAG